AUGAAAGGUAAAAGAUUUUUGUUCUCAAAUAAUAUUGUAAUAAUAUAAAAUGAAGUAAUUUAGAAAUCUGACAUGACUGGCUUGAGUCAACUGACAGAAGUAAAUGGUCACUUCGUUCAGUUCGUUGUUUGAUUUUAUAUAUUUAAUAAAUAUUUUAUACCCCGUGGAUAUUCGUCCGACACCGGUCUUCCUGCUUCACGGCUAUUCAUCCGACAACGCUUUAAAAGCUAACACUAAACCACUAAAAGGGUUGCGUUGUUUCUUAAAGAACGAAGCAACAACAUAUUCGAUACGCUAUACGUUUCGUACGCGGUGCGUAAGCGAAAAUCACGAAGAAAAAAAAAGUAUAAAAAAAAAAAUAAUAAAAUAGUGGCGCGAGCUGGAAUCGAUUCCAGAACUUAGCGCACACAAUACGGGUGCCUAAACCACUACACUACGAAGGAUUCGAAGGAUUCUUGUUGACGUUGACAGUGUAUUUUUCAAAUAUCAUUGUUUUAUACGGAAAUAUUUUAUAGUAAAGCAGAGGUCCAACAUAUUUAAAUUAAAUUCGGGCCUCGCUCCUUCGCAGAGAUUUCCGUUUGAUUUGCAUGCAAGAGAAAAAUGCAGAGAGAGUUAAAUGUUGGCUUAGUCUCCCUCGCAGCCGCUAUUUGUGGAGAAACCUCGACACAAAGAGCGCCUGCGAGGGAGACUAUUGUUGGCUGUCAUUCUGUGAAGAUUUAAUAUACUUUUGGGUGUAUUUUGCUUGCUGGGCGGCGAAAAACAACGUGGCCAGAUUUGGUAAAAUAAUUUACUUUACGAAAUUUUAAUUUCGCCAAUUUUGGAAAAAUGUUAGUAAUGAGAUUUUAUUAAAAUUUUGGUAAAAAUUUGUAGAGAUUUUAACAAUUCAGUAAUUUUUUAGUAACAAUUCGUGUUUGAAUGGUAUCUUGUGUAUUAAGACCACCAUUUGUUGCAUAUUAGUUUCUCAUCUUGUUCGAGACUGUCCCCAUAGUUGAUGUGGGCAGCAGGGGCGUAGCGUGCGGGGUGUGUGGGGGUGUGUGUGACACCCCCCAGUUUUAGUGAGGUAGUCGGUAAAACGCGAAGUUACUCGGUAAUGGCAAGGGCCAUGACAGCGGUCGGUAAAACAAAUCGGUUAAAGUGGAAUUUUGCUCCUCGGUAAAUGGCUUUUAAUAAUCAAUAAAAUUAAAUGAAUGUUGUGCCUUGUUCUCCAAUAAAGUUAUGCAAAAUGUACGUAAUUCUUCAGUAAUCACGUAUAUUAAAUAUCUACGCAUAAGCAUUGCAGCCCCUAAUUUCCUAUCGUAUUACACUUGCAAGAGCUGCGAAAACAGUCGGUUCUGAUUGGACAUGUUCAACAGUGCGCAAACUUUUGACCUUGAUACAAUGAUAUGCCAAAGAAUUAAAGAUUAUAUUUAUAUAUUUAUUAUUGACACGCGGUGCUCAUAAAAGGUUUCGCCAAUUUUUCAAGUCUGUUUAUUACAAUAAACAACAAGAUAAAUGUCAUUGAGUAAAAUGACUUAUCGCGCGCCGAAAUAUUUAUUUGUCAAUUGCUGUAUAGCUGUUAUGGUAUAUGUUAUAUGUAGCGUAUAAGGGGCGGUCACGAAUUCUACUAAAACCUCACGGUCAGCUCACACUCACAGCUUGUUAAUAUCUCACUGAUUUCGAAAAUAACACAACUGGUUCUUAAAUAUGUUGGUUUUGCUGCACAUUUUAACUAUUAAGAGUGACUUCAUUAAGUUCAUUUGCAUCAAAUUACAUAAAACUUUUUCCUUCUGAAAUAGAUAAUUAAAACAUCGCUACAUGCAACCUCGUGGGUAUUCAACAAUUUAAAUUUGUUUAAUUUAAUAUAAAUAAAAGCUACCAAAACUUGUGUGUAUAAGGUAUAGAAGACUCUUAAAAUGCCAUUUCCAACGAUCUAGAGACUCCACAUUUUCAAAAAAUUUUCGCUCGCCGCCAACCAUGGUGGCACCUCGUUGACGUGGGUCCCCCAAAACAGAUAAUGCAUGCAGCAUGUACUGAUCCACGACAAUGCUCGCAUUUUUUAUUCUUAAUAGACCUUAUCGAUUAUUCUCUUUUACACAACAUCAUUUGCCCUCGUUUCCAUGUUAACUUAUUUUAAAAGCAUGUCAGGGGCAGAUAAAGAUUAUACCAUGUUUUACUGGACGAAUUUGUUUCUUGCUGUUCUUAGGCUCAAUAACAAAGUAAUUUUCAACCCUACUAAGCACAAAACAUGAGUAAGUAGUUGACAUGAAAACGAGGCCAUUGGAUAAAACAGAUUCUUUCGCUUCAAGUGCCACGUGGUCGUCGGUAAAACUUAGAUGUUACACCCCCGCAGUUAAAAAGGUCACGCUACGCCCCUGGUGGGCAGGCUGCAAUUAUGCCAUUAUGUAGAGUGUUGGCUUUAUGCAUACUCAUACAAUUUUCUGUUUAAAAUUUUCAUUGAUUUCCGGUAUGAUAUCAAAAUGUAAAGCAAUGUGUUGCUGUUUGAGCUUCGAAAAAGCAUCUACGGGAGUGGUAAUUAUUUAUGGGGAGGGGUGGGGGGUUGGUAAAUGGGAGGGAGGGGGCAAACAAAGUUUUACCCUUAUAAAUAGGGGGGCUCAAAAAAGUUUUUGAACUUAAAUACCAUGUCUUAAGAGUUCUGAUUUCUAUAAUCACAAAUAGCAUAGACUCACAAAUCUAACUUAACUGAUCAGAUUCAGUCUAUCAAAGCACAAUGUAACUGUAUAUCCAAAAAUCUGUUUAGAAAAUGCUCACAUUUGGGGGAGAAUACCCCCAGACCCCCCUACUAGUACAUAUACGAUACCACACUAAACUUUUUGUCAGCAACAACCAUUUGUCCGUCUCUCCACACUCAGUAUAGAGUAUAAAAUGUAAAAAUGUAGUCAUUUAAGGCAAAUGUGAGCAAAUAUGCAUGAUACAUGGAGUCAUGGCAAAUACUAUGGGAAGCAGUUUUCCCGUUUUCCCAAAUAAGAAUUUUAGACAUGACACUUUUCAGUGGAAACAGUAACAGCAAACAAAUAUUUUCUUUAACCCAUAUUCUCCCUGCCACUGGGAGUUUUCUCUCACAAUACCAAUUAUACCAUAUAAUUUGAAUAUUUAUGCAUGAGAUGAUUAGUUAUGGUCAUCUAUAUACACCACGUGAUUGUCAGACAGUAUAAAAGUAGCACAAAAUCGGUAUUUUUUUAGCAUAAUUGCCACCGAAAAGGAAGAACGGCGCUGAUAUGUUUUGGCCUUUUGGGAAUCCAAUUUGGGAAGUGUUGCAGCCGAGCCCGGCCUUGGGAAUUUAACGAAACGCCUUGCUUACACAGCGGCAAGAUAAAGCUCACCAACCAAUUUAACUUGAUGAUGUGGAUCAUCCUCCUCAACCGGCUGUACUUGGAAUCAGCUAUUGGUUUGUUGUCUACAGAAUUUAAGUGGAUCAUCCCUGUCCCCGUGAGUUUCAAGGCUAUAAGUUUUCUUCGGCAUCAUGUACUGCCUUGAAAAUAAGGUAUUGGAUCGACUUCGGUAGCAACGUCAACUAUAUUGUAGACUGGUUGAGGAUAACUAGUAAAGAUUCAGACGGCGAUCUAGUAGAGUUGAUAAUUGAUCUUUAUCAAUUUCACGACGAUGAAAAUUCCAGCACCGCGGCAAAUGGCAAACAUCAUCUCUUUACAGUCACUGUUUACAUAGCUGAACAGAAACUCAAAAUAUACGGAGACUACAAAGAUUUAUGGGGUAAGAACGAAUUCAAUAAACUGAAAUCAUUUGCUAAUGAGUUAUGCUUGAGUUCGAAAUUAAACGCCGAAACAAUCAGUUCAUUAUAUACAACUUCCUUUCGUGACACGAGCGAUGUAUACGGAAGCAAGGAGAAACUUGAUUUAAGUAAUGUAUCAUUUGAUGUUUUGAAUGAUGUGGACUCCUCGGAUUGUGAUGAAGAUGUCGAAGGUAUUGAAGAGAAUCUAAUAUUAAAGCAACCUAGUACAAAAUCUCCAAAAGUCAGACGCAGACGAAGCAAAGCACUCUCUUCACCUCGCCACAAUACCACUAAAAUACCGCCUGGGGCUUGUCAUCGCAGAAAAAUGGAACGAAAAUCAUCCGUUCAUUCAACACUGCCAACUCACAGUAAUGGUUCUAUAAAUCAAAAGCAAAUCAUUGACUUUAUAGAAUCUAUAAGUAAUCGUGUUAACAAAUUGGAACAAUUGAUGAUCAAAAUAGACUCGACUUUGGCUACAACAGACGUAGAUAUACUUGAUAUACAGAGUAACUUAUCAAACACUAAGAAAAAAUUAUCUGAGUCGCUAACUUCCCAUCUAAAACAUGAACUACGUGUUAUCAAAGAUUCGCAAAACAACAAUAAAGACGAGACAAUCGUUUUGUCAAAGCCGAAACAGAAAUUAAACGACUCCAAGGUCGUAUUGGAUCGUUGGUCGAAGAAAAAUCUCAGUUACUGAAAAGAGUAGCUUUCUUAGAAAAUUCAAAUGCAAAGCUCCAUGAGGAAAUCACAUCCAACCACACCAAACCACAAGAUCAACAAGUUAACAACCAUAUCUCUCAGAGCGAAACCAAGCCACAAGAAGAAAAGGUUCCAGGUGCAAUAGAUUCUACCGCCGCGAAAGCCAGUAACAAAAAUAAUGAAAACCAAGAGCAAGUACAAGAUCAAUCACCAGAAUACGACUUUGUCAUCCUUUGUGAUUCGAACAGAAAGUAUAUCAACGCAGAUCAGCUUUAUCCAAAAGGAAAUAACAAAGUCAUUCCAUGCGGAAAUACAGCCAAAGCUAUUGACAUUUUAACCUCCCCAAGAUUUACGGUGAAGCAUGGCAUCAUUAUCAACACUGGCGUCAAUGAUUUGGAAAGUUUAUCACCCAAAGAUAUAAUCGAAAGCCAAACUUGUCUAGUGAACAUUGCUACAACCAAUUUUCCGGACAAAAAGAUCAUUAUGUCGAGUAUCACACCUAGACGGGACGACCUGGAUAAAUUUGUCUUCGAGGUCAACAAAGCAGUAGCCCAAAACAUUUGUAAAAUCCCUAAUGUCGUUUUGGUGGACAAUGGAAAUUUACGAAGUAAGGAUCAAUUCUACUUUGACACAAAACAUUUGAGUAGGAGACACGGUAUACCCCUAUUUGCAACCAAUUUAAAAAAUGGGAUUCGAAAAUCUUUGGGCAUCAAUAAUCGAAGAAUUUCUGGACAACAUCGAUUUCCAUACCCCAAAUCAAAUCAUGGAUCAAGUUGGAGUGAUGUCGUGAAACAGAACCCCCCACUGAAUAAUUCACGAAAUCAAUCAACCAUAAGUGAAGUUAAAAACCAUCUCGUUGAUCUAACCGCCAUGUUUAAACAAUUUCUACAAACAACUGUCAACCCAUCUGCACAACCGCCAUUUCACAAUUAUCCAGCUCCACAACCAAAUAAUCUAUUUCCCCCCUCUCCGCCACUUUUUCCGCCACCCUUUCCACCAUCAGGAUUAGUUUAUGGUAAUCCACAAUUUGGAACCUAA
Paramuricea clavata is the source of this 5464-nucleotide messenger RNA. The record is from the annotation of a GenBank genome assembly. NCBI's taxonomy places the organism in Eukaryota, Metazoa, Cnidaria, Anthozoa, Malacalcyonacea, Plexauridae.